Messenger RNA from Acanthochromis polyacanthus (spiny chromis), 1597 nucleotides. RefSeq names its product lithostathine-1-like. The transcript is spliced from 3 exons. Lineage: Eukaryota; Metazoa; Chordata; Actinopteri; Pomacentridae. The record is from RefSeq and is a predicted model, not a curated record. Bases 285 to 722 code for a protein of 145 amino acids.
GAAUGAUAGCUUUGACUGUUUCAUUUGUCUUGUAAAGAUGUAACUCACAUGUGAAGAUUGGAUUCUUUUCUUCAUUUGAUUUCAUGCAUACUGGAUAUUUAAAACUGUUGGUCCGAAUAAAUUACUUUUGUGUGCAAAUUAAUCUGACUGAACUUUCAAAAUUCUUGCCAGCUUCUUCUCCUCCAAGAUAUGUCUAGAAGUCCUGGAAGGUGACAUGGGAGGAAGCUCAGAGCUACUGCAGGAAGUUCCACACAGACCUGGCCUCCAUCAGGAAUGAAGAAGAGAUGACACUGGUCCAGAAGGCUGGACCGGGAAAUAUGGGUGUUUUCGUUGGUCUGUCCAGAAGAACCUGGUACUCUUGGUCAGAUGGCACAGAGCAUGAAUUCAAAAACUGGUUGACUGGAAACAUACCAUAUAACACUGGAGACUGUGCUACCAGUUUGAUCGGUGCUACUGAUGCUGGAAAGUGGAUGGAAGAUCAGUGUGACCAAAAACUUCCUUUCAUGUGCCACUACGAGAAAAAGCAGCAGCUUCGGAUCAAGCUGAGGGUUCUGAAAUCCACAAUGGACCUGAAUGACCCCGCUGUGACGGAGGCCAUCCAGAAACUGCUGGAGAAGAAGCUGAAAGAGAAAGGGAUCACAGCAGGGUUCAAACUUAGAUGGGUCAAGAAGAAUGACAACACCAUCUUUGAGGAAGAGAAGGAAGAGAAGGAUGAACUGUAAACUGUAUUUACAGGAUAUCUUUCAUUUGUUUUACUUUGAAGGUUCAUGUUUUAGGUUGACAUGUUAGAGCCAACUAAUAAAUAUCAAACUGUCAUGUGAGACAUUUAUUGUUUUGGAGUAGAGCAGAGUAAAUUGUUCAGAAAACUGAACAAAUAUCUUAUUUAUCCUGUUGCUGUGUUGAUAAAUUAAUGGUAGGGCAGAUUUACAGCUGAUUUUAUGCAACAUACAUGUGGAAAUCUACACAUUUAAACUGUGAAAAUUUUCUCAUGUGAAAAUGUUGUAAUGAACUGCAGAGACAUCAGCGUAUCCCUGUAAAGCUGGAUUCAUUUAUAGAGCAUGUUGUUGGAUAUUUCAGAGUGAUGUGUGAUGUAUUAGGAUUUAAUAUUGUAGCUUUGUAAGAAAAUCUCUGAGGUCAUGAGAGUUGUGAAGGAAAAAUGACUCUUUCCCCUUUCUAAGGUCAUAAUGGCCUUUAGACAGACAGACACUGCAGGAGAUCAGAUAUCGUCUAUUGUGAUGUGACUAAGCAGACCAGUUGUCUCCAUGUUGGUCUGUAAUCUAAAUCUGACCUUCUCCCAACUCCAAUAUAAAGCCAAAGAUCAGAGAGAAUCCUCAGAAGUGCUGCUGGCAUUGCUUGCAUGUACUGCUGCUCUGUUGGUGUCACUUCUCCUGAUAUCAGUAAACAUUACUCACAACCUAAGUCAUCUGAGUCUCCAGUGUGUCUCUCUGGAUCUGCCUCCACAUCACUGAACUUCAGCAACAAGAGUCCAGUGAAUAUUCUUCAUUGUGUGGUUUUUAAAUAUCUACAGAUCUGUAGCUGACUUGUAUCUGUUCUUUGUGUUAAAACUGUGUUUGCAACUGUAAUCAUCAUAAAGAUU